This is a messenger RNA of Linum trigynum, 2760 nucleotides long. The record is from the annotation of a GenBank genome assembly. NCBI's taxonomy places the organism in Eukaryota, Viridiplantae, Streptophyta, Magnoliopsida, Malpighiales, Linaceae.
GUCCUCGCGGCCCCAAUCAUAUCCAUCCCCAUUCUAUCAACCGCCGCCACCCUAUCAGUCGUCGUACAGGAGAGAUCCGUGGGAGUGGAGAGAUCCUAUCAACAACCACGGCCUGGAAGCUCGCCUCGCUAGAAAUAAUUCUCGACGUACGACGGGUUAUGGGAACCAAUUUCAAUAUUCAUAUCUGCAGUUCUCUGAUCAAGGGCUUCCUCCAUACGAGUUCCGCGCAUCCCAAAUGAAUUCCGGGUCUUUUGAUCAAAGUCGAAGGCAACGGCCAUCAAUAGAUUACGACCCUCAUGGUGAGAAGGUCGCCGAUCGAGCUGGAGUUGGUUAUUGGGAACAAUACACUGCUACCAGCGAAGAAGAUUCUGUAGCUCCAGAAGUUUGACCGCAAAUCCUGGAGAAAAGCAUAAUCAAGGAACCAGCUGCAGAUCCUGUCGUCAUUCCGUCCAAAAAACUCACCUAGGAAUGACAAUUGGAAGAGUUCUCCACGGAAGAAUUCCUACAACAAUUGUUACAGGGGAUCAGACAUAUUCGUGAGAGCUUGCGCCCUACCUACGAGGACACCCAGACUUACCGCACAUCAGCAAUGGCACCCACUGUCGCCGUUGAUACUUGUGAUAGAGCUGCAACCUCCUCAGUUUCCACCAAGGUUGAAAGUAGCAAUGAUGACGAAGAAAAUGCGGCCGCCGCCUCGGUCACUAUGCCAUCCCUUGCUGCAACAGAGCCAACUAGGAACAAGAAGGUGCCGAGCGGGGAAAUCCGGUUGGCAGAGCUCUCUAUGGGUCCCAAGGUGUUGAAGCCGCCUCUAUUGAUCCCAUCGAGCCAUUCCAUUAUGGUUCAGCGAAAUCAGGACAACCUCGCACCCUGAACUCGCCGAAGCUAGAGAUUGAGCCUCCAACACCGAACUUCAAAAGUGGGACGAGGAUUGUGAAUCUCUUACUCGACCACGUUAUCACGCCCCCACCGAUCCUUUCUGCAGAUGUCGUUAUAGCUUCUUUCGGAGCAGCCCGACCGAUCACCACCAACUCCAGCGAAACUGCAUCUCAGGCGGUCAAGGAGAUGAUUCCUCGAGAGGCAAGAUUAGAGGAAUGGAAGGAGCAAAAAAAGAUUCCCAUUGAGUUUGAUGCGUCAUGGAAAUUUAGAAGGAAAAGAUAAUGGGAGGAUGGUGGCUAGGAACGCGACGGAGAGGGAGGAAGUCGCAAUGCUGAUGGGCUGGGUAAUUUCGCAGCAUCUGGGUCAUAUCGUGCCGGUUCGGAUGUACGAGUUGGGUCAGCUAUUCCGGGGUGUAUUGGGCCAAAAAUGGGUGGAUUGAUUGGAGUUUUACUUUAUGGUGUUGGUCCUUCAAUUAUGGCAUCCAGAAAUCCUUGCGGAAUGCAAAGCAAAGGCAGAAAACAAGUUGGGAUUUCCAACCCAUUGACAGAUGGUGGAGCAAUAGCGUCGAUAGGAGUGAAGGGUUUAUUACAGUAUGGGGUUCCGAAGCAAAGGCCAAAUCGGGUGAGCAGGUUUGUUGUUGUGCCGCAGGGGCUUGGGGGAUCCUCGACGCAAGGAUGGUUCAUCCCAAGAUUUGUGCAUGACUUGGAAGUUUCGAUGCAAGGAUGGACGACCACAAGUGGGUGUUAACGAGGAGCCAACUAUGCACGGGGUGCUAGCUUGUAACCUUGUACUUGAAGGGAAUUGGAGAGAGUGUCAUUCCGUUCAUGGCACGCAUGAGGAAGAUAUUAGUGUGGUGAGUUUUAACUGUUACAAUCAUGGUGGAAAGUUGGUAUGGACUGGAGUUACCAGUAGAUUCGUUUGGGUUGUCGCUCGCAAUUGGAAAUAUCGAAAGCGCGAGUUUUGUGGUCCCACUCUCACCGUCGUCCACCACAAGCUACGAGGAAGUUUUUUUUAUCAUUGAACCAAGUUGAGACGUCGCUUGAACAUCGGGGAUGAAGUUCUUCGAAGGGAGGAGGUUUGAUGCAUUCAGGCAUCGGUGCCAGCUUUGUUAUUUUAUUAUUAUUAUUAUUAUUUAGGAUAUUCUUUGGGUUAUUUAGGAUUAUUAUUUCCUGUUAAGGAAGUAAUCGGUUAGGAGUUAGUCUAGGAUUGGGUUUCCUUGUUUGAAAGGGAGAAGGUUUAUGUGACUUGCCCUAUAAAUAUGUACUUUACUUCUACGCUUUAUUCACCAGAAUAAGAAUAAAACAGUUUUCGUUAGCUUUCUCCCUCUUUCUCGUUCUAAAAACUCGACGCAUGAACCGUCUCGAGUCAAGAGACUCAUUAAACUCCAACAAGUCUAUUCCUUCUCUUGCUGGUAAUUUUUUCUCUUACUUCUUCUUUCUCACUGCCAAAAUGACCACUGACUCCACCAGUUCGUCUACGUUUGUUGGCGCUAGUUCUUCCCCUGUGUUUCUCCAUCUCUAUCUCUUCCAAGCAAUCCCAGCUAAUGGUAAAGCUCACCCAACCAACUAUCUUUCAUGAUAUGCUCAGCUUGCUGCUGUUAUCUGUCUACUAAAUCAUCAAUACAAUAUAGUAUAGUUUUAUUAAAUUUUCUUUAUUUUGAAUUUGCUGGCUCUUACUUAAUUUUUGCUAGGGCAUAAUAGUAUUUUUUUCAUUUUUAUUUUCAACUCAUACAAAAAGAGUAAAAGAUCCUACUUCAUAUGCUUUAUGGAGAAGGGGUUAGUUAUUGCAGGAGAGUGGUGUUGAUAAGUUAGUUUCAAGUUUCAACUGCUUUCGUUUUUAUCUUUUUAAUUUGUUAUUAAUUUUUAUUAAAUUCAUUUUUAAUGU